Drosophila nasuta is the source of this 1595-nucleotide messenger RNA. RefSeq lists its product as uncharacterized. Gene Ontology annotation, molecular function: long-chain fatty acid-CoA ligase activity. NCBI's taxonomy places the organism in Eukaryota, Metazoa, Arthropoda, Insecta, Diptera, Drosophilidae. The record is from RefSeq and is a predicted model, not a curated record. Gene Ontology annotation, biological process: fatty-acyl-CoA biosynthetic process; long-chain fatty acid metabolic process.
AAAUGGCAGCAUUUCCCACCACCUACAAUAAGGAUAAUAAUACCUGGAGUGGUAUGCAACGUUCUUUAAUGUACAACCAAGACAUGUCCGUCGGUAGAAUUAUAUUCAAUAUCAUGAGGAACUGGCCCAAAAAUGUGUGUCAGAUUAAUGAUGAAGAUGGUACAACCUUAACUAAUGGUCAAGCCAUUACUUGGGCCAUUAGAAUUGCACAACACUUGAAGAAUAAAGGACUCAAUAGCCAGGAUGUGAUUGGAAUAUUGGGGACAAAUUCCACUUAUCUUAUGCCUUUGGGUGUCGCGUGUCUAAUGAACACUACAAAGUUUCAUGCUGUGAAUCCAAUUGCAGAUAAAGAUACUAUACAAUAUGCAUUUGGAAUAACCAAACCAAAGCUAAUCUUCUGUGAUGGACUCCACUAUGAAAAAGUCCGUUCUGCAACUCAAGAAUGGAAUCCAGAAAUAAUUACAUUAACCGGGAACAUUAAGGAUGUGCCCAAUAUUGAAUCUUUGCUAGAGCCCACAACCACAGAAAAGUUCUAUCAGCCUGAAUCUAUCGAUAAUGGAGAUCAAACCGUGGCGAUUCUUUGCUCCUCUGGCACAACAGGAUUACCAAAAGCUGUCUGCAUUUCAAAUAGUAAUCUCAUAAUGAUUGAUAUGUUGACUACCAGUGAAUCGAUUAUCUAUUUGCCCAGUUCAUUAGAUUGGGUUACAGGUGUCUGGGGUUUUCUUCUUAGCACAGUCGCUGGCUGCACACGCAUCAUAUCGAACAAGUCUUUUAGUCCCGAACACUUUGUAAAUCUGGUUAAGACAUACCAGAUCAACUAUGUUAUCUUGCCGCCAAGACAUCUAGCCGCCUUGAUCACUUGUGCUGAUACAACCCCGGAGGCUCUUUCGUCUAUAAAAAUGCUCAGCUAUGGUGGCGGGUUAGUGAGCUUAACAACGCUGAAGAGAACGCAGGAAAUCUGUAAGAACGCCGUGUUCAAUUCAGCCUACGCCAUGACCGAAGUUGGAGUCAUAACGGGUAAUGUGGGGAUUAUAAAUAGCACAGCAGCUGGUAGACUUAUGCCGGGUAUUCAAAUCCGCAUCAUCGAUGAAGAUGGCAAGAGACUUAAGCACAAUCAGGUUGGUGAGAUCUUCGUGCACACUGGACAAACCUGGAAUGGUUACUACGACAAUCCGGUGGAAACGGAGCGCAUGCAGGACUCUGAAGGUUGGUUCCACACUGGCGACUUGGGAUACUUUGAUGACAAGAACUUCCUCUACAUUGUGGAUCGCAAGAAGGAGGUCUUGAAGUACCAAGGUCUACACUAUUGGCCCACAGAAAUAGAGAAUGUGAUUUUAAACUUACCGGAGGUGCAGGACGUGUGUGUGGUAGGCAUCUACGAUGAAAGACAAGGAGAUGCUGCAGGUGCUUUGGUUGUGAAGCGAAAGGGAUGUGAGAUAAGUGAAAAGGCGAUCAUUGAUCAUGUCGCCAAAAAGUUGAAUGGUCUGCAGAAACAACUAUAUGCUGGAGUUCGCUUUACGGAUAAACUGCCCUCCAACCACAACGGUAAAAUUCUAAGGAAAGCAGCACGUGAUGAAUUUGUUUCCAAAAAAUAA